AUUAUUUUGAGCACCCCUUCUCUUGAGGCGGCUUCCGCCACAGCUCCUCAAUCAUGAAGAAUAACACUUCCACAUGCAAGAGCGGAUCGGACAAUCUCUGGGGUACUAAGGAGCCCAAGAACACCUGGAUUCAAAUCUAUCUUUCGGUUGGGCUGGGCCUAUGGGCCUUCCUGACUUUCUGUUUUCUCCGUCCGCGCUGGAAAGGUCUCUAUGCCGCGCGUAAGAAACAGAGCAGCCAAGCAACCGCCCUCCCCGAGCUUCCUGACAGCUUCUUUGGUUGGAUACUACCGUUAUGGCGAAUCACAGAAGAACAAGUGCUGGCUUCAGCUGGCCUGGAUGCCUAUGUAUACCUCGCAUUUUUCAAAAUGGCCAUCAAAUUCCUCCUUGUCACACUGUUCUUCGCUUUGGUGGUGAUCAAGCCGGUUCACGACACACAUAAACCGCUUGACCGCCCAGAUAACGGUAAUGGGACUUCGCCCAACAAUACCAUGAUCGCACCUCCUUCAACCCUAGAACAUCUCGAGGCCCGUUCGGACUGGGUAACACCAUUCUAUAUACCGGGGGACUUUGAAUACUAUACCGACUAUUUAUGGAUGUACUUGGUAUUCGCGUACUUCUUCACUGGCCUGAUAAUGUAUUUGAUCGUUUCGGAGACGAGACGGAUUAUCGAGGUCCGCCAAGAGUACUUGGGAGGCCAAACCACCAUUACAGACCGCACCGUCAGGCUUUCAGGCAUCCCCCUCGAGCUCAGAUCCGAAGACAAGAUAAAGGAAUUCAUUGAAGAGCUAGAAAUCGGGAAGGUCGAGAGUGUUAUACUCUGCCGAAAUUGGAGAGAAUUAGAUGACCGCAUCAUACAGCGAAGUUCUGUCGUAAGAAAGCUCGAGGAAGCAUGGACCGUUCAUCUCGGGAAACGGAGGGCGGAGCGAAGUCUCGAGACCUUACCACUAGUGCAGCCCCACCCACCUGGACCAGAGAUCGAUGUUGAGGAGUCCCCGGCCGGGGAGGCCAGCCAUCUCCUUAGUGAUACCGAAAGAAGCCCUGAUUAUAUCAUUCCGUAUUCUCAGCGACGCCCGAUGGCCAAGAUUUGGUAUGGCCCUCUCAAGCUGCGAUAUAGGAACGUCGACGCCAUCAAUUACUACGAAGAGAAGCUGCGGAGACUGGAUGACGAGAUCAGAAUUCUGAGGAAGAAAGACUUUGAGGCAACCCCUCUAGCAUUUGUGACUUUGGAUAGCGUCCCGAGCGCUCAAAUGGCUAUCCAAGCUGUUCUGGACUCUUCCCCGCUCCAACUAUUAGCGAACAGCAGCCCAUCACCUUCGGACGUCGUCUGGUCAAACACAUAUCUCUCACGCUCUAAAAGGAUGUUCCGGGCUUGGUCUAUCACUGCUUUCAUCGGGCUUCUCACUGUAUUCUGGACAAUCUUACUUGUCCCAAUUGCUGGAAUUCUUAACACUUGCUCAAUUCACGAAGUGUGGCCUGCCUUAGCUGAUGCACUAGACGCCCACGAGGUCUUGCGAUCUCUUGUUAAUACGCAGCUACCGACACUAGCAACCACACUACUCAAUGUCGCCGUGCCUUUCCUCUACGAUUGGUUAUCAAACCAACAAGGCAUGAUAUCGCAGGGUGACGUUGAACUCUCCGUGAUCUCAAAGAACUUCUUCUUCACAUUUUUCAACUUCUUCAUCGUGUUCACUAUCUUAGGGACCGCCUCAGGUUUCUUUGACAUGCUGGAACGAUUUGGACAACAACUCGAGAACGCUUCAAGUAUCGCAAACGCCCUUGCGACGGCGCUUCGGGACCUUCUAGGCUUCUAUACAAACUUUAUUAUCUUACAGGGGUUUGGCCUUUUCCCCUUGCGCCUUAUGGAAUUUGGCCCACUCACGUUGUAUCCAAUCAAUUUGAUCGGAGCUAAGACUCCUAGAGACUACGCCGAAUUGGUGCAGCCUCCGGUCUUCAGCUAUGGUUUCUUUCUUCCUCAGACCAUUUUAAUUUUUAUUAUUUGCAUGGUCUACAGCGUCCUGCGAGAUUCGUGGAAAGUCUUGCUCACAGGCCUUGCUUAUUUCAUGAUUGGUCACUUCGUUCACAAGUAUCAGUUGCUUUACGCGAUGGAACACCGACAACAUUCAACAGGCAAGGGUUGGAUGAUGAUGUGCGACCGCGUCAUUGUAGGCACAGUGCUUUUCCAGCUUACCACCGCUGGUCAGCUAGGUUUGAGAGGGGCCUUCAAACGAGCUGUUGGAAUAGCUCCGCUCGUCCUCGCGACCCUAUGGUUCGGCUAUGUCUACAGCCGGACAUACAGGCCUUUGAUGAAGUUUAUCGCCUUGCGAAGUCUAAGGCGUGCUGAACAUUCGGAUCUUGGAAGGGCUAUCCAAGAAGAUGCAUUUUCUGCCGAACGUGGAUUCCAACGGGGCCACACCCCACGACAGACAGUGGAUGAGGCGAGAGAGAGAGGCUUGCGGUUCGAAAACCCAGCUCUUGUGAUGCCAUUGGACGAUGUGUGGAUUGUAAACAAGCGUGCCAGGUCCCAGAAUGGGUCUGCAGCGCACAGUAUAAAUGGCGAGCGAGAAACCUAAC
Molecule: messenger RNA, 2571 nt
Organism: Lindgomyces ingoldianus
Lineage: Eukaryota; Fungi; Ascomycota; Dothideomycetes; Pleosporales; Lindgomycetaceae
Product: DUF221-domain-containing protein
Exons: 6
Coding region: 54-2570 (838 amino acids)
Cellular component (GO): plasma membrane
Molecular function (GO): calcium-activated cation channel activity
Source: RefSeq, a predicted model, not a curated record